AUGUUUGAUAUCACCUGCAAUUGGAAUGAGUCUACCUUCUUGGAGAUGCGGGGUGUUGAAUUUUAUGGGGGUUUCAGCAUUCCUAUACCGAUAAAAAGGGCUUUUGCUUCAAGUGUUAUACCAAAACACAAUUGCUCAAUGGACGACUUAAACUUCAAAGAGCUUAUAUCGAAACACAUGCAAGUCGUAUUGACCAGCCAAAAGUCUAACACAGAUCAACAGGGCUACCAUCUUACAGCAACGGGAUUCAGAAAAUUUAGCUACUCUGAGCUCAAAAAGGCUACAAAGGGGUUCAGUCAAGAGAUUGGAAGUGGUGCAGGAGGGGUUGUGUACAAAGGCAUUUUAUCAGAUCAAAGAUAUGCAGCAAUUAAGAGACUGGAUGAAGCUAAACAAGGAGAAGGGGAAUUCCUUGCUGAAGUGAGCAUCAUUGGAAGGCUUAACCACAUGAACUUGAUUGAAAUGUGGGGAUAUUGUGCUGAGGGAAAGCAUAGAUUGUUGGUGUAUGAGUAUAUGGAGAAUGGUUCUUUGGCAGAAAAUCUCUCAACUAACACACUUGAUUGGAGUAAGAGAUAUAACAUUGCAAUUGGAACUGCAAGAGUUCUAGCAUAUGUGCAUGAAGAAUGUUUGGAGUGGAUUUUGCACUGUGAUAUAAAGCCACAAAACAUACUUCUAGAUUCCAACUAUGAGCCAAAGUUAGCAGACUUUGGCUUGUCUAAGCUCCUGAAGAGAGAUAACCCCAACAAUCCAAGCAUCUCUAUGAUCAGAGGGACCAGAGGCUACAUGGCACCUGAGUGGGUUUUUAACUUGCCUAUCACAUCCAAGGUGGAUGUUUAUAGCUAUGGAAUUGUUGUUUUGGAAAUGGUAACUGGGAAAAGCACAGCAACAAGUGUCCAAGAUAUUGAUGGUGAAGAGGCAUAUGAUGGGAGGCUAGUGGCAUGGGUGAGAGAAAAAAGAAGCAACGCCAAUUCAUCCUGGGUGGAACAAAUAAUUGAACCUGCUAUUGGACCUGAUUAUGAUAAGAGUAAGAUGGAAGUGUUGACUACAGUGGCUUUAAACUGUGUGAUGGCACAGCCAGAUGAGAUUAGGGUUAAGAGAACAAUUCCAUGUAAGCUUGCAUUGAAUACGGCUUUGUCAAUCACAAUCUUUCUUCUAGCAUCGUUAUUGUCUUCUCAACCUUCAUCUUCUUCAUCCUCAUUAAGAAUGGGGUCUUGCCUCUCAGCGGAAAAUCCAGAAGAUAUUCUCAUCUCACCAAAUGCUAUCUUCUCUGCUGGCUUUUUAGCCAUUGGUUAUUCCUUUGCAAUAUGGUUCACGGAGCCUCAUUUUCACAGCCCCAGCACUGUCACAUGGAUGGCAAACCGUGACCAACCUGUGAAUGGAAAACGAUCCAAGCUUUCCCUCACCCUCGAUGCCAACUUAGUCUUGGUUGAUGCUGCUUUUAACACUGCUUGGUCUUCAAACACUGUUUCAUCAGCCCCAGUAGAGUUGCAUCUCAAAGAUGAUGGCAAUCUCGUGUUACGUGAGGUUCAAGGAACUGUUCUGUGGCAAAGUUAUGAUUUCCCAACCGACACCCUCGUUCCUGCCCAACCUCUUACCAGAUACACAAUACUUGUGUCUUCAAGAAGCGAGAGUAACCAUUCCUCAGGUUUCUAUAAGUUUUUCUUCGAUGAUAACAACGUUCUUGGUCUUCACUAUGAUGGUCCUGAUGUUUCAAGCUCCUACUGGCCACAACCUUGGUUGCUUAGUUGGGAUGUUGGCAGGACUUCUUUCAAUAGUAGUAGAAUUGGCGUGUUGAAUUCUCUUGGGCUUUUCAAUUCAACAGAUAAUUUCACUUUCGUAACAUCUGAUUAUGGCACCGUGCUGCAGAGAAGGUUGAAAGUGGAUUGUGAUGGCAACGUUCGAGUGUAUAGUCGAAAUAAUGUUUUGGGAAAGUGGUAUGUUUCAUGGCAAGCAAUUUCUAGUGGUUGCAUACCUCAUGGGAUUUGUGGACCCAACAGCUUGUGUGUUUAUGAUCGUGUCAGUGGAAGAAAAUGUUUGUGUCUUCCUGGGCAUAGAUUAAAGAACCACAGUGAUUGGUCUCAAGGGUGCGAACCCUUGUUUCAUCUUACUUGCCAUAAGAAUGAGUCUAUGUUCUUGGAGAUUCCAAGUGUUGAAUUUUAUGGCUAUGACAAUCAUUAUGUAGAAGUUAGUAACUAUAGUGCCUGUGAGAAGUUAUGCUUGCAAGACUGCACUUGUAAGGGGUUUCAGCACUCCUACAGUGAUGAUAAACGCUUUUAUAGGUGCUACACAAAAACGCAAUUGCUCAAUGGACGACGUUCACCUGUAUUCCAAGGAUCAACAUACUUGAGAUUGCCCAAAAGUAAUAGCUUCUCUCACGAAGAAUAUGCCAGUGAACCUUUAUAUGAUCAUGUUUGUUAUGUUCAACUUCAACGAGCUUAUAUCAAAACACAUGGAAACCGUUUGGUAAAGAUUUUCCUGUGGUUUGCUACCGCUCUUGGAGCUUUUGAAAUGAUUUGUGUUUUGGUGAUUUGGUGCCUCCUAAUUAGGACCAGACAAAAGUCUAAAGUUGGUCAAGAGGGCUACCAUCAUACAGAAUCAGGAUUCAGAAAAUUUAGCUACUCUGAGCUGAAAAAGGCUACAAAGGGGUUCAGUCAAGAGAUUGGAAGAGGUGCAGGAGGAGUUGUGUACAAAGGCAUUUUAUCAGAUCAGAGACAUGCAGCAAUAAAGAGACUUUAUAAUGCUAAACAAGGAGAAGGUGAAUUUCUUGCUGAAGUAGGCAUUAUUGGAAGGCUUAACCACAUGAACUUGAUUGAAAUGUGGGGAUAUUGUGCUGAGGGAAAACAUAGGUUGCUGGUUUGUGAGUAUAUGGAGAAUGGUUCUCUGGCAGAAAAUCUAUCAUCCAACACACUUGAUUGGAGUAAGAGAUAUAACAUAGCUCUUGGAACGGCAAGAGUUCUAGCAUAUCUGCAUGAACAAUGCUUGGAGUGGAUUUUGCACUGUGAUAUAAAGCCACAAAACAUACUUCUAGAUUCCAACUAUGAGCCAAAGUUAGCAGACUUUGGCUUGUCUAAGCUUAUGAAGAGAGAUAACCCCAACAAUCCAAGCAUCUCUAUGAUCAGAGGGACCAGAGGCUACAUGGCACCUGAGUGGGUUUUGAACUUGCCUAUCACAUCCAAGGUGGAUGUUUAUAGCUAUGGAAUUGUUGUUUUGGAAAUGAUAACUGGGAAAAGCACCACAAGAAGUAUCCAUAAGAUUAAUGAUGAAGAAACAUAUGAUGGAAGGCUGGUGGAAUGGGUGAGAGAGAAAAGUGGCAGCAACACUAAAUCAUCGUGGCUGGAACAGAUAAUUGAUCCUGAUAUUGGACCUGCUUAUGAUAAAAUAAAGAUGGAAAUUUUGAGUUCAGUGGCUUUGAACUGUGCAAUGGAAGACAGGGAUUCAAGACCCACCAUGAGCCAAGUAGUUGAGAUGCUUCAAUGA
Sphenostylis stenocarpa is the source of this 3474-nucleotide messenger RNA. The record is from the annotation of a GenBank genome assembly. Lineage: Eukaryota; Viridiplantae; Streptophyta; Magnoliopsida; Fabales; Fabaceae.